Messenger RNA from Daphnia magna, 1457 nucleotides. It is a transcript of the gene SF2, whose product is annotated as serine/arginine-rich splicing factor 1B. The record is from RefSeq and is a predicted model, not a curated record. Gene Ontology annotation, cellular component: cytoplasm; ribonucleoprotein complex; nucleus. The coding region runs from base 180 to 974 and encodes 264 amino acids. The transcript has 6 exons. Gene Ontology annotation, molecular function: mRNA binding. Lineage: Eukaryota; Metazoa; Arthropoda; Branchiopoda; Diplostraca; Daphniidae.
GCUUGUACCGCCGACGCCAUUGCGCUUUGAGAAAAAAUUUCAGCAUUUUUCUUUGACAAGGGGCGCCUUACAGCACCCCAAGUACUUGUGUGACGUGUUUUCGCAAAAUCUAAACCAUUAUUCGAAUUUGAUUCAAGUUCUGUUUCCCAUCCAAAGGCUAGUGACAGCAAAAAGUUGACAUGUCAAGUUCCCGCAACAAUGAAGCCCGAAUUUAUGUUGGUAAUUUGCCACCCGACAUCCGUACUAAAGAUAUUGAAGACUUGUUCUACAAAUUUGGAAAGAUUGCCUAUAUUGAUUUGAAGAACCGAAGAGGACCUCCGUUUGCCUUUGUUGAAUUUGAGGAUCCCAGGGAUGCUGAGGAUGCUGUGCAUGCUCGUGACGGGUACGACUAUGAUGGAUAUCGUCUAAGAGUAGAGUUUCCAAGAGGAUCACAAAAUUCUGGUGGUGGACACAGGGGUAGCAGUGGUCGAAGUGGAGGUAGAGGUGGUGGCGAUGGUGGAGGUAGAGGUGGUGGUGAUGGUGGUGGAAGCAAUGGAGGUAGAAGUCGAGGACCACCUGCAAGAAGAACUAAUUACAGAGUAAUUGUUACUGGGUUACCUCCUACUGGCUCAUGGCAAGAUUUAAAAGAUCACAUGAGAGAGGCUGGUGAUGUCUGUUAUGCUGACACCUAUAAAGAUGGAACUGGAAUGGUUGAGUUUCUUCGUUACGAGGACAUGAAGUACGCCAUCAAGAAACUAGAUGACUCAAGAUUUCGUUCCCAUGAGGGGGAAGUGUCCUAUGUCCGAGUGAAAGAAGACAGUGGUGAUGGUCGCAGUGGUGGAACUCGUGAUCGCUCGCGAUCCUAUUCUCCAGCUGGUGGGGGGGGUGGCAAGACACGCGGAAGUCGCGGAUCUCCUAGCUAUUCUCCUGUGCGUCGUGGUGGUUCUUAUUCCCGUUCGCGCUCACGCUCACCUCGUUCGAGAUCACGGUCAUAAGAACAUGUGUGAACAGAAAUCAGGCAAAACUAAACAAAAAUUCUGAGAAGUUGUGCGAUGUGGACAACAAAAAGCUUAAGGAUUGGAAGGACUGGAGGAAAGGGGUCUUUGGUAUUGUCUCCAUGGUUCAUUCUAUAUUUUCAAAAAUUCUUAGAUGAAUAGCAAGUCUUUUAAAUUGCAAAAACCAAGUUUGAUUUUUUUUACAAGCUACAUCAAAGAUUUCAAUUUUAUGAGAAACUCAAGCAUUUUUUGGGUUAUGAUUUUGGCAUUUGCAAUUAUUGCUACUAAUCAUUCAGUUCUUCACGACGUACACGAAAUCAUUUUGGUUUCGAAUACCCACAAUCCCCCAAAUCCAACCAAAAUUUUUUUAUUAUUAUUAUUAGUUUUUUUUUUUUUUUUUUUAAUAAACCCAUCCCUUCCUUUUUUCCUCCCUCUUGUAAUACACAAAUAGCGGUGCGUCGAAUAAACAUGAUUCUCAUUUUC